Molecule: messenger RNA, 858 nt
Organism: Prorocentrum cordatum
Lineage: Eukaryota; Dinophyceae; Prorocentrales; Prorocentraceae
Source: the annotation of a GenBank genome assembly
AUGGCAGUGUCAUUCUCCCGCUGCGCCCCGCAGAAACAACCAGGGGCAGAGAGCGCUUUGUCGUUGAGGGCCAUAUUGCACCAUGAUUUUCCACGCCGCCUGGCGCUGGAGUACCGCGACUCUGCGAAGCACCUUCACAAUCCAAGUGCCCUCAAGAAGCUGCUGCACUACAAACGCUGUAUGAAAACGGUGGCGGCUAACAUCGACAAGGAGUUCCAAACGCCAGAGCGAGCUUUCAGCCUCGAGGGUAGGAUUGGCGUCACAAUGAAGUUCAUUCGUGCGGUGGAGAACGGCUUCGUUAACAGCAUCUCGGAUUCCUUGUUGUGGUACCCGCUCCUGAAGGACAUCGUAGGCAACCCCUGCGCCCUCGACCGGAACAACUCCCGCCACCUCCGCCCGGCCAGGGACCAUGCGAUUGAGCUCGCACGGGAACACGCUCUCGAUGAGUUGGGCAAGUCCCACAAAGACCUGACCUCAGGGCACACCCAGCGCGCCAUGCAGGCCAGGCAGCGGAACGCGAGGCUCAUCUACACGAUUACCCCGGGUCGUUCCUGCAGCGUCGGCGCCGUCGUGGACGCCGCCGGGGAGAUCCAGGUCACGCCGGACAGGAUGGCUGCCGUCCUCCGCGAGCAUUGGUCGAAGAUUUUCAUGGCUCACGGCAUCGACGACGCCCUGCUGGAGAAGUGGCUGGACGACGACAUGGACAGCAAACCGGCCAGUGAGCUGCAGCCCUUCCCCCGCGAAGAGUUCAGGUUCAAGAAAAAGCACAUCCGCUACGCCAUCUUGAAUGCCAAGACCCCGGCGGCCAAGGCGCUGCGUGGCGACGAGGGCACGGAACUCAUGGAGGCGGACAACGAG